AUGAUCUCCCAUCCUCCUCGCCUCCAUUGGCUGUUCGUUAAGAUUUCCCUACUGGAGUCCUCAGAUUCGACGGAUUCGACAGAUGGGUCGCAAACUGGGUCGGGCACUCCCAAGGCCGGCCCAGCCUUACCCCCAAUGAAAGGCUCCGGAUUCAACAAGCUAGAUUCAGUUGAUUCGACGUCAAUACUAUCUCACCCGUUUCAGAAGCUCGAAGCUCGCGUCGCCCAGUUGGAGGAUGCGUUGUCCAGAUCUCGACCGGAUGGGGACGCAGAGCUCCGGAAAGCAAGUUCACCUUCGUCGGUCGCCGAAUCGAGUUCGAGCGCCGGUCCCAGAAUCAAAAUCGAAACAGAGACGGAUGAUCUUGCGCGAGAGUUCGAUGGAUUGAAUGUUGAAAACGACGGUCGCGUGUCUUUCCAUGGCCCGACGAGUCUCUUUCAUCUGCCAAGUGGGGUAGGUAGCGAUACUGCAAAAUUGCAUCAUGCGCAGGAGGUCGAGGGCCGGAAGGAGCGGCUCAUCACCAAUGCAUGGCGCGAGAGGGCUUUUGAGCAGAUGGCGGCUAUGCCUGAACCGUUCCAAUAUCUCCUCGAUUCACACUGGUGCUGGAUCCAACCGCUCUGGAAUUUCGUCUACCGACCUGCGUUCACACGUGAUAUGAAAAUCCAGGGAACGUAUUACUCGGACGUCUUAUUAAACGCCAUUAUCUCCCACUCCGUACGAUGGUGCAAGGCAGAACCACAGAUCGGCUUGCUAUUGGACGCUUUCGAUGGUGGUGCACAAUUCUCACACCGCGCAUUGACCGGUGUGUUCGACUCGUUGAAAACCGGAUAUGCUGGAAUUCCCAGCAUCCAGACAUUACUCCUGCUCAGUGCACAGGAGUGCGGCCGUGGAAAUCGAACACAAGCAUGGCUGUACAGUGGCAUGGCGUUCAGACUGCUGGACGAUUUAGGAAUCUCUAUCGACAGCCGGAAAUACUCUGGGUCGGCCCAUUUGAGCGACGAAGACAUUGAAAUCCGAAACCGUCUCUUCUGGAGCUGUUACUUCUGGGACAAGGUGGUGUCCUUGUACUUUGGCCGGGCACCGGCAAUGCAGCAUUCCCGCGUCAGCCCACCGCGCAUGAUUCUCGAUGACACCGCUGAGAUCGAGUACUGGACGCCUCAUGGAGUGAGUUUCCCAGAAGGUGCCCACUACCCGCCCACACGCGCGCAUUCAACAUCUUGCUUCAUGAAGAUGUGCGGUCUCGCAGAAAUACUCAACCAGAUCUUGAUCAACAUCUAUGACCCGAUACGCCGUAGCACGGACUCAGAAUUCUACGAGUGUGUUCAGGAGCAGGGCAAAGCGCUGGGUGAAUGGUGGGACGACCUGCCGGAUUAUCUGAAGUUGAUAGCAACAAACCUCCCGGGCUGUUUGUAUCAUACAAUCAACAUCCUCCUCCACCGGCCAAUUCUUUGCUCUCGAGAGCUUCUCCAGACUCGACCAGAUGCAUACGAUUCGAGCCAUUUAGUACAGUGCAUGGCAUCAGCGUCAUCCAUCCUGUCCCUCUUCGACCUAUACCGUCGCACUUUCGGCGACAGUCAUGUGGUUCUUUCCCUCGCAUACAGUAUUUAUACCGCAUCUUCGAUCUUCUUGCUUGAAAUCCAAGCUUUGAAGUAUGCCGCUCCAGGCACACUGGACAAACUCAAGUUCUGCAUUUUCGCCUUGGAGAGGGUGAAAACCGCCAACCCAGUUGUCAUCACAGCCCUCAACCUUAUUUCCUUGGAAUUACAGAAACUACAGAUCAACAUCCACGGUCCAAUGCCCACCCGGCCCGACUCCACUCAAGAACAUCAUCAUCACCAACCCCCUCAACAACAGCACCAACAACCUCGCCACAGCCAAUCACCGUCAGUAGGCAGCAAUCCAUCCCGCCACGUGUCUCCAGGUCACCAUCAUCACCAAGCCUCAGCAUCAAUGGCGGCUCACGCCCAAGCCCCAGCACCCGAAAACCCACCCUUGAUGCAGGGAUACGGCAGCUUCCAACACCAAGGGGGAGUGUUCAACGUUCCCCAUUCUGCGGAGAUGCCUCAAAUGCAACCUACUCAUCUAUUGGGCGGGAUGCCCAAUGCCGUCAUGACCAUGGAGGACUCCGGUUCCUAUGAGAUUACACCCGAGGUGUAUGAAGCGUUUUCAUACGCACAGCCAAUCCCAACAAACAUGACGCCUGCUUAUGAGCAGCAGGGUUGGGGUAGACCUCCUCAUUGA
This is a messenger RNA of Penicillium brevicompactum, 2238 nucleotides long. RefSeq names its product putative C6 transcription factor. The coding region runs from base 1 to 2238 and encodes 745 amino acids. NCBI's taxonomy places the organism in Eukaryota, Fungi, Ascomycota, Eurotiomycetes, Eurotiales, Aspergillaceae. Gene Ontology annotation, molecular function: zinc ion binding; DNA binding. The transcript is spliced from 5 exons. The record is from RefSeq and is a predicted model, not a curated record. Gene Ontology annotation, biological process: DNA-templated transcription.